AUGGCGGCUCCCUUGGCCCUGGUGCUGGUGGUGGCCGUGACCGUGCGGGCGGCCUUGUUCCGCUCCAGUCUGGCCGAGUUCAUCUCGGAGCGGGUGGAGGUGGUGUCCCCACUGAGCUCCUGGAAGAGAGUGGUUGAAGGCCUCUCACUGUUGGACUUGGGAGUGUCUCCUUAUUCUGGAGCAGUAUUUCAUGAAACUCCAUUAAUAAUAUACCUCUUUCAUUUUCUGAUUGACUAUGCUGAAUUGGUAUUUAUGAUCACUGAUGCACUCACUGCCAUUGCUCUGUAUUUUGCAAUCCAGGACUUCAAUAAAGUUGUGUUUAAAAAACAGAAACUCCUCCUAGAACUAGACCAGUAUGCCCCCGAUGUGGCUGAACUCAUCCGAACCCCUAUGGAAAUGCGUUACAUCCCUCUGAAAGUGGCCAUGUUCUAUCUUUUAAAUCCCUACACGAUCUUGUCUUGUGUUGCCAAGUCUACCGGCGCCAUCAACAACACCCUCAUUGCUUUCUUCAUUUUGGCCACAAUGAAAGGUAGUGCCUUCCUCAGUGCUAUCUUUCUUGCCUUAGCAACGUACCAGUCUCUGUACCCAAUCACCUUGUUUGUCCCAGGACUCCUCUAUCUCCUUCAGCGGCAGUACAUACCUGUGAAGGUGAAGAGCAAAGCCUUUUGGAUCUUCUCUUGGGAGUAUGCCAUGAUGUAUGUGGGAAGUCUAUUGGUAGUCGUUUGCCUCUCCUUCUUCCUUCUCAGUUCCUGGGAUUUCAUCCCUGCAGUCUAUGGCUUCAUACUUUCUGUUCCAGAUCUCACCCCGAACAUUGGUCUCUUCUGGUACUUUUUUGCAGAGAUGUUUGAGCACUUCAGCCUCUUCUUUGUGUGUGUGUUUCAGAUCAACGUCUUCUUCUACACCAUCCCGUUAGCUAUAAAGCUGAAGGAGCACCCUAUCUUCUUCAUGUUCAUCCAGAUUGCCAUCAUCGCCAUCUUCAAGUCCUACCCGACGGUGGGGGAUGUGGCCCUCUACAUGGCCUUCUUCCCCGUGUGGAACCAUCUCUACAGAUUUCUGCGAAACAUAUUUGUCCUCGCCUGCAUCAUCAUCAUCUGCUCCCUGCUCUUCCCUGUCCUGUGGCAUCUCUGGAUUUACGCAGGAAGUGCCAACUCCAACUUCUUUUAUGCCAUCACACUGACCUUCAACAUUGGGCAGAUCCUGCUCAUCUCUGAUUAUUUCUAUGCCUUCCUGCGGCGCGAGUACUACCUCACACACGGCCUCUACCUGACCACCAAGGACGGCACGGAGGCCAUGCUUGUGCUCAAGUAG
This is a messenger RNA of Rangifer tarandus platyrhynchus (Svalbard reindeer), 1308 nucleotides long. Lineage: Eukaryota; Metazoa; Chordata; Mammalia; Artiodactyla; Cervidae. The record is from the annotation of a GenBank genome assembly.